Oncorhynchus mykiss (rainbow trout) is the source of this 4971-nucleotide messenger RNA. RefSeq names its product testis expressed 11 (gene tex11). Gene Ontology annotation, biological process: meiotic cell cycle. Lineage: Eukaryota; Metazoa; Chordata; Actinopteri; Salmoniformes; Salmonidae. Gene Ontology annotation, molecular function: protein binding. The record is from RefSeq and is a predicted model, not a curated record.
UCAUGUUGCAUGCAGGCUGCUGUACUCCUGUGAGCCUGAGAAUCCAGCAGAGGGCGCUGUGCGCAAACAGAUCCUGAUGGCCAGCAAGACAGGAAGAACUUGGCUAGACUGUAAAAAGCCCCAGCUAGCUGAUAACUUCCUGAGCCUUGCUGUCAAAAGCUUGGAGACACUGUACAGCCGACUAACAUCCCGAGGCCAUGGAGGGGCAGACAUCAACACAUCGAAAGGAGAUGUGGAGAAGGACCUGCUUCGAGUUCUGUCUUACCAAGCUGAGUCGGCACUUGCUCAAGAGAAUCACCAAGAGGCUGUGGCCUGCAUGCAGCGCUGUAAAGACAUGCUACUGCGGCUCCCCAAAGAGACAGGCUAUCUCUCUCUCAUGUGCUAUAACUUCGGAGUGGAUUCCUACAAUAUGAAAAAGUAUGAGGAGAGUUCAUUCUGGUUGAGCCAGAGUUAUGACAUAGGGAAGAUGAAUAUAAAAUACUCCCCUGGCGCUGAAGUGCAAGCCAAGGUCCUGAGGCUCCUUGCCACUGUCUAUCUAAAGUGGGACUGUCAGCAGUUUCAGGAGAAGGCACUCAAUGCUGUGAACUUAGCCAAUAAGGAAAGUGUGCAUCCCUCUGGGCUCUACCUGAAGAUCAGAAUUCUACUGAGAUGUGGGGCUCAGGAUGACCACGUAAGAGCUGGAGUGACAGAGCUGCUGGAGUCAGAGGUUCCUCUGGAAGUGUGUCUAAGCACAGUGAAACUACUCAUGGCUGAAGACAGAGAGACAUUGGCCUUUGACUACCUGAAGAGGGUGUGCCAGCACUUUGAGUCGUCCCCUGAACUGGGCAGUGCCCUGGUCCUGCACAUUGAGCUGCUGCUGCAGAGAGGCAAGGAGCUUCUGGGAAAACAGAAAAUAGAGGACAUCAUCACAGGCCACUACACUGGUAAACAGCUGUCUCCUCAGACUCUCACCUGUUUACAUCUCCUGCUCUGGGACAAAGCCUCCAAGAACUUUGAGACUAAGAACUUCUCAGAGGCUCUGCAGUGGUAUAACUACUCCUUGAGUUUCUACAAGGCUGGCCAGAUGGAGCCCAACCUGGCCAAGCUUCAGAGGAACAGAGCUUCCUGCUUACUGCAACUAGAGCAGCUGGACAAGGCCAAAGAAGCAAUAAAGGAGGCAGAGAGAUGUGAUCCAAACAGCAUCUUCACUCAGUUCAGUGUUUACAAGAUUGCUGUCCUGGAGAACAAUGUGGAGAAAGCUGCAGAGGCAGUGAAGGCCAUCGCGGUUCUGGCCCAAGGUCCUUUGACCAGUGAGGACAGACUGCUAGUGGCUGAGAAUGCUGCCUCCAACCUCCUCAGUUUUGCUGCUCAGAUCGCUCUGGAGAAUGAGCAACAAGACACAGCCAUGAAGGCUCUGGAGAGUUUGUGUGAACACUCAAAAGAUGAAGCUCAGGUUCUCACUGCUCUCAGGUGUUUGGUUCGACUAGUGCUCUCAACAAUAGAAAAGGCCAGUGGGGAGAUAGGACAUGCGAAUCUGGAUAUUCUGCUGUCAUAUCUAAAAAUGGCACUGCAGAAAGUGUCACAGCUCAGCCCAGGGCCUAGCAUGGCUGUAGAGCAGCGCACAGAGGACGCCAACUGGUUCAGGAAGAUUGCUUGGAACUCUGCGCUGCAGUGUGAGAGCAGCCCUGACAGGAUGAGGGAUUUCUUUCUGUUCUCUUACCAGCUGUCCCAGUUCUGCCCCCCGGACCGGGCCGUGUUGAUGGGCCAGAAGACGUGCCUGCUGAUGGCUGCUGCUGCCUCUCUGGAGCUCUGCAGGAAGUCUCCAAACUCUGACCAGACAGAGCAGUUGACACAAGCCCUGGAGCACAUUCAGAUCUGCUGGGAGGUCUGGAAGACUCUUAAAGCAUCAGGGGACAACUCCAAGGACCCAACCAACAUUUUGCUGCUGCUGUAUGAGUUUGAGGCUCGUGCCAAGCUCAACGACCCCAAGGUGGAGACAGUGCUGGAGUCAGUGCUGGAGCUGGAUAAUGUUGAGAUCAAGGUGUUGGAGACCAUGGCAGCCUUGGCCAUGGAGCCUCCUGCCCACUUCCCUCUGCUGUGUAAGAAGGCCUUGAGGAUCGCUCUGUCUCUGCACAGGAAACAACCACAAGCAGACCUGACCCGCUGCAGCCAGUGUGUCCACAGCCUGAUCCAGCUGUCGCUACCCAGCGGCGUGUCGGAUGUGGAGGCCCGUGUGCUGGAGGAGGUAUGGGGCUACUAUGAAGAGGCCCUGUCCAUCAUCACAGCCGCACCUGAGGACUUCCCUGAGAUGGAGAUCCUGUGGCUGCUGACCCGAGCCUGGAACACAGGCAUCCUGCUGUAUAGCCUGGCCCAGUACCCCGAGGCUGAGAGGUGGUGUGGCCUGGGCAUGAGCUUCCUCCGCCACCUGGGCUCCCUGCAGGAGAGCUACCAGACACAGAUGUCAGGUCUGUACAGUGAGGUCCUGGACAGACUAGACAAAGCCAAGAAGAACCUUAUCAUGGAGGAGUGAUCUUGCUGGUUGAGCUCUGCAGAGCACUUUUAAUGUCAGGUGCCUGAUAUCAUCCAUGUGGUAGCUGGGAUGGUGGUUCACUGUAUGAAGUCUCACUGGAUCCUGUGACUGGUCUUCAGUUUAGUCAGCUCCUCCAGGAUGUCAGUUGCAUCCUGCCCUCCCCUAAUAUUUCCCUAUGGAGAGUUUAGAUAACCAUUUCUAGCUUUUGUAGUUGUUGUUUUGGUACUGCUCUACAUUAUUACAUUCAUAUGAAUUUUACAUUGUCUUAUUUAAACAACUACUAAUACCAGUGGACUUGAUUUGGUGAGAAUAAAACACAUCGAAAUCAUAACUGAGUCACAUUUUAUUUUCAAACAAAUAAACUCUUGUCCAGUCCAAACUGAAAACCCCAAACAAAAAAAGUUGCAGGACUGUGCUCCCUCAUGACUAGGACAGGGAAGACCAUUUGGCCCAGCAUCCUGAUAGGCUCAAACACCUCCAGUGUGACAGGAAGGAAACUACUGUACAAUCAAAAGAAUUCGCAAGCACUUACUGCACAGGUGUGCUGUCAAACAACUCAUCACCCAAAAGGACAAACCAGAACCCAACAACCCCCCCCCAGAAAAGCUUACAUCAUCGUGUCUCUCACUGGAACAAAGACCCUCAUCAAUUAUACACACACGGGCAUUUAGGUUCAAUCUUGUUAUACCGCAACUUCAAUGGAAAGGAUGAAAAAAAUCAAGUCAUUUGGGCUUUAUUGACAUGAUUGCUGACCGAGGGGUAUAAAUACCAGACAAGUUAAAGUCAGCUGUGUUUCAACUAAAAACAGAGGACCAGGUCUAAAUCAGAUAUUCAUCAAUGCUCCUCCUGGUUUCUGGAAUAUAUUGUAGGUUGCUGCCUGCAUCUAGUCUUCAUUCUUUGAAUCUAUACACCAUUUUCCACAAGAAAUAACAUGUAGACAGGCAGCUGAAGAUUUGUCUAUAGAGAAAUACCAACAUUACGUCACACGUAUGGAAAAAUUGGAAAUGAUAUCUCGGAAUAUCUGUUUACUUACCUGUCAUUUGUGAUCUAUAAAAAUGUUUUGUCCCAGUUUAUUUCACACAUGCAUGAAGCACAGGUGAGGGGGAUCUGCUGGGGGCAUAUUUACAUUUGACAGCUACCACACCCUUUGAAACAGUCUGUAAGCAGUUUAUAAAUGGCUCUGUUCCCUUCGGUUAUUCCCUGAACUCUGGUUUUGACACAGGUAAUGACAGCUGGUUUAGCAGUGGUGCCUGGCAGGUGGGCACACCUGUUCAGAAAAUGCCUGCAUGUACAGGUGUUCCGGGGGGGGGGGGGGGGGGGGCAAGGGCAUACAGAAGAUGGUCUGGCUCUCAGGCAUCUGAGGAAAACCCUUCCCCUCUUCCAAAAACAGUGGAAAAUUAAAUGUUCACAGGGUAGGGGGCCACAGUAUUCUUAAACAAGUCAGACACGUCCCCUCACAUGAACAAAUAAACACAGUGCCAAGAUCUGCAAAGGAAGAUUUAGCAGGUUAUUUCAAUCCUGUUGAAUCCAUAAAACCAACUCAGGCAAGGGUUUACCACAGAAGUGGUCUUCACGAAACUUCACAAGAUAUGCUGAUCUAUUAUGUCUAUUAAAGAGUUCAUUGCAAAUGCCUUUCAAAUCUCUCAAACCAUUCAGUCAGUUACUCUUUCAUUCACAUUUAACAUCUGUGAACUCUUAAAUUUGUCCUUUAAAACAUGGUGUUUCAGUCGCAGGGGAAAUUAUAUCGGUGCGUUAGAUUCUUGAGCUGACUGAGCUCGCCCCAGAUAUACCAUUGGGUUCGUAACACAGUGGUUCAAAACAUACCCAGAACAAAUUUAAAAAACGUUAUAGAUACAGAGAAUAUAGGUUUUAAUCAAACCCCUCUUAAGUGUUAUUAUGGAUGGGGGGGACAAUCCAAAAACCAUUUAUAUUGACUCUUUAAUUGUUAGGACAUCCAAUACAAUUUGUCUUGUUCUACCCGUUUUAAGGCCACCUUCAGGGUGGCAUAUACAGGACAGUACCAUGUGACCAAUCAAUCAAAAAGAAUCAUCUUGGAAGGCAGAGAGUGUAAUAGGGUGGUCUGCUGCUCAACAUGGGUGAGGGAGCUAUGGCUGCCCAAAUUGGAAUCCAAUAAAUUCUUAAAAUGACAACAGGAAAAGGAUAAAAAUACAGGGGGAAGAUAGGAAUCCACAGAGGUGAGAUAUGCGUUCGGUCUAUUGCACUCACAAGUUAGACCUCCUGGAAGUCAGGAGGACAACUCAGAAAAUAAAAUAAAUGUCCUGUUUGUUUUCCUUGUCAAUUAUUUGUAGCUUCCCUCACAAAGUACAGGUAAUAAUAUAACAAUUUGUAUUUGAUGUAAGGCAGUUUGGUGUUUUGCAGAGAGCCCCGUUACACUUCUCUACCCCCACCCUUUACACAGAGCAGCUAAAAACCACAAGCAAAAAAAUCCCACAAAAAAAAAA